Messenger RNA from Oncorhynchus mykiss (rainbow trout), 11000 nucleotides. RefSeq lists its product as uncharacterized. NCBI's taxonomy places the organism in Eukaryota, Metazoa, Chordata, Actinopteri, Salmoniformes, Salmonidae. The record is from RefSeq and is a predicted model, not a curated record.
CAACAACGUUAGAAAUGUCAACAAUUCUAGCUGAAACAACUACCAUUGUUACACAAGAACCAUCAGCUAGCCCAGAGACUGUGACAAGCCCAUCUCCCACAAUCACUUCUGUUCACACAACAGUGCCCUCUGACGUUACAAGUGAGUCUCUAACUAGCACUGCUGGUGCCUCAACAUCAGGUGAGGCAUCAACAACUUCUGAAGCAAACACAUCUGCUGAAGAAUCGACAGCGACUUCAGCUGGUUUAACAAGUGCAACUGUGGGAGCUACGUUUUCAACAUCGGGAGUGACCAUGACACCAGAAUCAACCAAAGACACAAUGGAAACAACUACAGCUAUGUCCUCAAGUGUAACAGAAACUUCAACCAGUACUUUGACGGAAACAAGUCCCUCACAAUCUUCUACGAUUACCAGUGAGCCUUCCACUACAAAUGAACCAACUUCAGCAGUCACGGGCGGGCAAAUAUCUUCCACUACCGUUGGACUCUCAUCUACCCAGGGAACUGAAAGUACAACUGCAGAGCAAACUGACUCCACAACUGCAGCGGGAACGACCCUUGAAGAUCACACAACAACGUUAGAAAUGUCAACAAUUCCAGCUGAAACAACUACCAUUGUUACACAAGAACCAUCAGCUAGCCCAGAUACUGUGACAAGCCCAUCUCCCACAAUCACUACUGGUCACACAACAGUGCCCUCUGACGUUACAAGUGAGUCUCUAACUAGCACUGCUGGUACCUCAACAUCAGGUGAGGCAUCAACAACUUCUGAAGCAAACACAUCUGCUGAACAAUCGACAGCGACUUCAGCUAGUUUAACAAGUGCAACUCUGGAAGCCACGUUUUCAACAUCGGGAGUGACCAUGACACCAGCAUCAACCAAAGACACAAUGGAAACAACUAUAGCUAUGUCAUCAAGUGUAACAGAAACUUCAACCAGUACCUCGACGGAAACAAGUCCCUCACAACAUGCUACGAUUACCAGUGAGCCUGCCACUACAAAUGAACUAACUUCAGCAGUCACGGGCGGGCAAAUAUCUUCCACUACCGUUGGACUCUCAUCUACCCAGGGAUCUGAAAGUACAACUGCAGAGCCAACUGACUCCACAACUGCAGCGGGAACGACCCUUGAAGAUCACACAACAACGUUAGAAAUGUCAACAAUUCCAGCUGAAACAACUACCAUUGUUACACAAGAACCAUCAGCUAGCCCAGAUACUGUGACAAGCCCAUCUCCCACAAUCACUACUGGUCACACAACAGUGCCCUCUGACGUUACAAGUGAGUCUCUAACUAGCACUGCUGGUACCUCAACAUCAGGUGAGGCAUCAACAACUUCUGAAGCAAACACAUCUGCUGAACAAUCGACGGCGACUUCAGCUAGUUUAACAAGUGCAACUCUGGAAGCCACGUUUUCAACAUCGGGAGUGACCAUGACACCAGCAUCAACCGAAGACACAAUGGAAACAACUACAGCUAUGUCAUCAAGUGUAACAGAAACUUCAACCAGUACCUCGACGGAAACAAGUCCCUCACAACAUUCUACGAUUACCAGUGAGCCUGCCACUACAAACGAACUAACUUCAGCAGUCACGGGCGGGCAAAUAUCUUCCACUACCGUUGGACUCUCAUCUACCCAAGGAUCUGAAAGUACAACUGCAGAGCAAACUGACUCCACAACUGCAGCGGGAACGACCCUUGAAGAUCACACAACAACGUUAGAAAUGUCAACAAUUCUAGCUGAAACAACUACCAUUGUUACACAAGAACCAUCAGCUAGCCCAGAGACUGUGACAAGCCCAUCUCCCACAAUCACUUCUGUUCACACAACAGUGCCCUCUGACGUUACAAGUGAGUCUCUAACUAGCACUGCUGGUGCCUCAACAUCAGGUGAGGCAUCAACAACUUCUGAAGCAAACACAUCUGCUGAAGAAUCGACAGCGACUUCAGCUGGUUUAACAAGUGCAACUGUGGGAGCUACGUUUUCAACAUCGGGAGUGACCAUGACACCAGAAUCAACCAAAGACACAAUGGAAACAACUACAGCUAUGUCCUCAAGUGUAACAGAAACUUCAACCAGUACUUUGACGGAAACAAGUCCCUCACAAUCUUCUACGAUUACCAGUGAGCCUUCCACUACAAAUGAACUAACUUCAGCAGUCACGGGCGGGCAAAUAUCUUCCACUACCGUUGGACUCUCAUCUACCCAGGGAACUGAAAGUACAACUGCAGAGCAAACUGACUCCACAACUGCAGCGGGAACGACCCUUGAAGAUCACACAACAACGUUAGAAAUGUCAACAAUUCCAGCUGAAACAACUACCAUUGUUACACAAGAACCAUCAGCUAGCCCAGAUACUGUGACAAGCCCAUCUCCCACAAUCACUACUGGUCACACAACAGUGCCCUCUGACGUUACAAGUGAGUCUCUAACUAGCACUGCUGGUACCUCAACAUCAGGUGAGGCAUCAACAACUUCUGAAGCAAACACAUCUGCUGAACAAUCGACAGCGACUUCAGCUAGUUUAACAAGUGCAACUCUGGAAGCCACGUUUUCAACAUCGGGAGUGACCAUGACACCAGCAUCAACCAAAGACACAAUGGAAACAACUAUAGCUAUGUCAUCAAGUGUAACAGAAACUUCAACCAGUACCUCGACGGAAACAAGUCCCUCACAACAUGCUACGAUUACCAGUGAGCCUGCCACUACAAAUGAACUAACUUCAGCAGUCACGGGCGGGCAAAUAUCUUCCACUACCGUUGGACUCUCAUCUACCCAGGGAUCUGAAAGUACAACUGCAGAGCCAACUGACUCCACAACUGCAGCGGGAACGACCCUUGAAGAUCACACAACAACGUUAGAAAUGUCAACAAUUCCAGCUGAAACAACUACCAUUGUUACACAAGAACCAUCAGCUAGCCCAGAUACUGUGACAAGCCCAUCUCCCACAAUCACUACUGGUCACACAACAGUGCCCUCUGACGUUACAAGUGAGUCUCUAACUAGCACUGCUGGUACCUCAACAUCAGGUGAGGCAUCAACAACUUCUGAAGCAAACACAUCUGCUGAACAAUCGACGGCGACUUCAGCUAGUUUAACAAGUGCAACUCUGGAAGCCACGUUUUCAACAUCGGGAGUGACCAUGACACCAGCAUCAACCAAAGACACAAUGGAAACAACUAUAGCUAUGUCAUCAAGUGUAACAGAAACUUCAACCAGCACCUCGACGGAAACAAGUCCCUCACAACAUGCUACGAUUACCAGUGAGCCUGCCACUACAAAUGAACUAACUUCAGCAGUCACGGGCGGGCAAAUAUCUUCCACUACCGUUGGACUCUCAUCUACCCAGGGAUCUGAAAGUACAACUGCAGAGCCAACUGACUCCACAACUGCAGCGGGAACGACCCUUGAAGAUCACACAACAACGUUAGAAAUGUCAACAAUUCCAGCUGAAACAACUACCAUUGUUACACAAGAACCAUCAGCUAGCCCAGAUACUGUGACAAGCCCAUCUCCCACAAUCACUACUGGUCACACAACAGUGCCCUCUGACGUUACAAGUGAGUCUCUAACUAGCACUGCUGGUACCUCAACAUCAGGUGAGGCAUCAACAACUUCUGAAGCAAACACAUCUGCUGAACAAUCGACGGCGACUUCAGCUAGUUUAACAAGUGCAACUCUGGAAGCCACGUUUUCAACAUCGGGAGUGACCAUGACACCAGCAUCAACCAAAGACACAAUGGAAACAACUAUAGCUAUGUCAUCAAGUGUAACAGAAACUUCAACCAGUACCUCGACGGAAACAAGUCCCUCACAACAUUCUACGAUUACCAGUGAGCCUGCCACUACAAAUGAACUAACUUCAGCAGUCACAGGCGUGCAAAUAUCUUCCACUACCGUUGGACUCUCAUCUACCCAGGGAUCUGAAAGUACAACUGCAGAGCCAACUGACUCCACAACUGCAGCGGGAACGACCCUUGAAGAUCACACAACAACUUUAGAAAUAACAACAAUUCCAGCAGAAACAACGACGAUUGUUACACAAGAAUCAUCAGCUAGCCCAGAGACUGUGACAAGCCCAUCUCCCACAAUCACUACUGGUCACACAACAGUGCCCUCUGACGUUACAAGUGAGUCUCUAACUAGCACUGCUGGUACCUCAACAUCAGGUGAGGCAUCAACAACUUCUGAAGCAAACACAUCUGCUGAACAAUCGACGGCGACUUCAGCUAGUUUAACAAGUGCAACUCUGGAAGCCACGUUUUCAACAUCGGGAGUGACCAUGACACCAGCAUCAACCAAAGACACAAUGGAAACAACUAUAGCUAUGUCAUCAAGUGUAACAGAAACUUCAACCAGCACCUCGACGGAAACAAGUCCCUCACAACAUGCUACGAUUACCAGUGAGCCUGCCACUACAAAUGAACUAACUUCAGCAGUCACGGGCGGGCAAAUAUCUUCCACUACCGUUGGACUCUCAUCUACCCAGGGAUCUGAAAGUACAACUGCAGAGCCAACUGACUCCACAACUGCAGCGGGAACGACCCUUGAAGAUCACACAACAACGUUAGAAAUGUCAACAAUUCCAGCUGAAACAACUACCAUUGUUACACAAGAACCAUCAGCUAGCCCAGAUACUGUGACAAGCCCAUCUCCCACAAUCACUACUGGUCACACAACAGUGCCCUCUGACGUUACAAGUGAGUCUCUAACUAGCACUGCUGGUACCUCAACAUCAGGUGAGGCAUCAACAACUUCUGAAGCAAACACAUCUGCUGAACAAUCGACGGCGACUUCAGCUAGUUUAACAAGUGCAACUCUGGAAGCCACGUUUUCAACAUCGGGAGUGACCAUGACACCAGCAUCAACCAAAGACACAAUGGAAACAACUAUAGCUAUGUCAUCAAGUGUAACAGAAACUUCAACCAGUACCUCGACGGAAACAAGUCCCUCACAACAUUCUACGAUUACCAGUGAGCCUGCCACUACAAAUGAACUAACUUCAGCAGUCACAGGCGUGCAAAUAUCUUCCACUACCGUUGGACUCUCAUCUACCCAGGGAUCUGAAAGUACAACUGCAGAGCCAACUGACUCCACAACUGCAGCGGGAACGACCCUUGAAGAUCACACAACAACUUUAGAAAUAACAACAAUUCCAGCAGAAACAACGACGAUUGUUACACAAGAAUCAUCAGCUAGCCCAGAGACUGUGACAAGCCCAUCUCCCACAAUCACUACUGGUCACACAACAGUGCCCUCUGACGUUACAAGUGAGUCUCUAACUAGCACUGCUGGUACCUCAACAUCAGGUGAGGCAUCAACAACUUCUGAAGCAAACACAUCUGCUGAAGAAUCGACAGCGACCUCAGCUGGUUUAACAAGUGCAACUGUGGAAGCUACGUUUUCAACAUCGGGAGUGACCUUGACACCAGCAUCAACCGAAGACACAAUGGAAACAACUACAGCUAUGUCAUCAAGUGUAACAGAAACUUCAACCCGUACCUCGACGGAAACAAGUCCCUCACAACAUUCUACGAUUACCAGUGAGCCUGCCACUACAAACGAACUAACUUCAGCAGUCACGGACGGGCAAAUAUCUUCCACUACCGUUGGACUCUCAUCUACCCAAGGAUCUGAAAGUACAACUGCAGAGCAAACUGACUCCACAACUGCAGCGGGAACGACCCUUGAAGAUCACACAACAACGUUAGAAAUGACAACAAUUCUAGCUGAAACAACUACCAUUGUUACACAAGAACCAUCAGCUAGCCCAGAUACUGUGACAAGCCCAUCUCCCACAAUCACUUCUGGUCACACAACAGUGCCCUCUGACGUUACAAGUGAGUCUCUAACUAGCACUGCUGGUGCCUCAACAUCAGGUGAGGCAUCAACAACUUCUGAAGCAAACACAUCUGCUGAAGAAUCGACAGCGACUUCAGCUGGUUUAACAAGUGCAACUGUGGGAGCUACGUUUUCAACAUCGGGAGUGACCAUGACACCAGAAUCAACCAAAGACACACUGGAAACAACUACAGCUAUGUCCUCAAGUGUAACAGAAACUUCAACCAGUACUUCGACGGAAACAAGUCCCUCACAACCUUCUACUAUUACCAGUGAGCCUGCCACUACAAAUGAACUAACUUCAGCAGUCACGGACGGGCAAAUAUCUUCCACUACCGUUGGACUCUCAUCUACCCAGGGAACUGAAAGUACAACUGCAGAGUCAACUGACUCCACAACUGCAGCGGGAACGACCCUUGAAGACCACACAACAACGUUAGAAAUGUCAACAAUUCCAGCUGAAACAACUACCAUUGUUACACAAGAACCAUCAGCUAGCCCAGAUACUGUGACAAGCCCAUCUCCCACAAUCACUACUGGUCACACAACAGUGCCCUCUGAUGUUACAAGUGAGUCUCUAACUAGCACUGCUGGUACCUCAACAUCAGGUGAGGCAUCAACAACUUCUGAAGCAAACACAUCUGCUGAACAAUCGACAGCGACUUCAGUUGGUUUAACAAGUGCAACUGUGGAAGCUACGUUUUCAACAUCGGGAGUGACCAUGACACCAGCAUCAACCGAAGACACAAUGGAAACAACUACAGCUAUGUCAUCAAGUGUAACAGAAACUUCAACCAGUACCUCGACGGAAACAAGUCCCUCACAACAUUCUACGAUUACCAAUGAGCCUGCCACUACAAAUGAACUAACUUCAGCAGUCACGGGCGGGCAAAUAUCUUCCACUACCGUUGGACUCUCAUCUACCCAAGGAUCUGAAAGUACAACUGCAGAGCAAACUGACUCCACAACUGCAGCGGGAACGACCCUUGAAGAUCACACAACAACUUUAGAAAUAACAACAAUUCCAGCUGAAACAACGACGAUUGUUACACAAGAACCAUCAGCUAGCCCAGAGACUGUGACAAGCCCAUCUCCCACAAUCACUUCUGGUCACACAACAGUGCCCUCUGACGUUACAAGUGAGUCUCUAACUAGCACUGCUUUUGCCUCAACAUCAGGUGAGGCAUCAACAACUUCUGAAGCAAACACAUCUGCUGAAGAAUCGACAGCGACUUCAGCUGGUUUAACAAGUGCAACUGUGGAAGCUACGUUUUCAACAUCGGGAGUGACCAUGACACCAGCAUCAACCGAAGACACAAUGGAAACAACUACAGCUAUGUCAUCAAGUGUAACAGAAACUUCAACCAGUACCUCGACGGAAACAAGUCCCUCACAACAUUCUACGAUUACCAAUGAGCCUGCCACUACAAAUGAACUAACUUCAGCAGUCACGGGCGGGCAAAUAUCUUCCACUACCGUUGGACUCUCAUCUACCCAAGGAUCUGAAAGUACAACUGCAGAGCAAACUGACUCCACAACUGCAGCGGGAACGACCCUUGAAGAUCACACAACAACUUUAGAAAUAACAACAAUUCCAGCUGAAACAAUAACGAAUGUUACACAAGGACCAUCAACUAGCCCAACAAUAGAAGCAAUAACCACAACACAGUCUCCAACUCCCACAUCUACCACACCCUUUCUAACUACUCAAACUACAUUACCUUUCACAACCACACCCAACACACCAUCAACUACAUCAACUACCCCACCUACCACACCUUCUACAACCACCCUAAUUACAUCAACUACCGCACCUACCACACCUCCAACUACAUUAACUACAUCAACUACACCUACCACACCUUCUCCAACUACCCUAACUACAUUAACUACACAUUCUACUACACCUAUCCCAACUGCCCCUUCUACUACACCUACCCCAACUACCCCUUCUACUACCCCUUCUACUACACCUAACCUAACUACAACACCUACCCCAACUACCCCUUAUACUACACCUAUCCCAACUACCCCUUCUAAUACACCUACCCAUUCUACUACACCUACCCCAACUAUCCCUUCUACUACACCUAUCCCAACUACCCCUUCUAUUACACCUACCCCUUCUACUACACCUACUUCAACUACCCCAACUAACCCUUCUACUGCAUCCAGUCCAACUUCUACAACUGCAUCUGCUUCAUUGACGUCAACUUCACUCUCAACAACUGGACCUCCGAUAAUUGUGACUGUGGACACUAUUGAAGUAUCAACAGAUGUCACUGUUAGACUCAACAAAACAUUUAAAGAAGAAUACAGUCACCCGUCAACACAGGAAUACCAAGAUUUUACAAAAAAUUUCACCAACGAUAUGACCUUACUGUACAACCGCACUAUUAACAAUUUUAUCGACAUAGUAAUAAUAGGACUCAGGAAUGGCAGUGUAGUGGUGGAGCAUGUGGUUCUACUGCGCAUAGAGAAUGGGAAGAACCUAAGUAAUGAGAUUGCUGAGUCAGAAAAACAAAUCAAGGACAUUCUCAACGCGGCCAAAAACUGCACCACAGGCCAAGUAGGCUGUAUUGGGGUGGACAUAAUUGGAGAUGUCAUAGUAAAAAAUUCUACAUUUGAUAAAGAAUCGGUAUGCGACACGACCAAACUAGAUAAGGACUUGAGGAUAUACUACCAUGCAGCACAAAUAGAUGGGCGACUGGUCUGUGUCUCUCCCUGUGCCCCCGGACACAACAGGGAAAAGAACUGCAACACCGGCACCUGUAGUAUGUCAAGGGACGGUCCGGUCUGCAGAUGUAACCAGGACUACUGGUACCUAGACUCCGAUUGCUUCGGUCCUAUCCUGAAGAGGGACCUCUUUGCCGUGCUACUGACCCUGGCAGGACUGGCGAUAGUAGCCGUGGGGGUCAUGGUGGUCUAUGUGCCCUGGCAUAGACGACAAUUACAUAGGGUGAAAGAUAUUCAUACUGGACAAGUUAACCAGUGGCUGGAGGAAGACUUUGAAUGGCCCAACAGGCCAAAUACAGGUGGCCACUUGGUUGGUUCAAGUAGUACCACAGUCCUAACAGAGAAUGAGCCUAACCCACCUUAUGGGGGCCGAGUGGGCAUGCAGUACGACGCAGAGGGAGAUUCCCUGUCAUCCUCCAGUACAAGGCUGCAGUCUCCCUACCAUGGAACACAGGCACAGGUGUCCAAGAGGCCUGAGAUCAUCUACCAUGACUACAGUUCCUGGGGUGCUGAUAGGGACGCCAUUCAAGUCAUGCAGACUACUGCCACCUCGUCAGGGCAGCAUUUUACAUUGAGUGACCCUGGCAGCCAAUCAGAGCUUAGGAUCAGCAUACCGGAGAUAAGGACUUACUCUGAGAUCUAGUGGGACAUCCUCAACUCUUAAACAGAACUGGACAAAGAACAGGGUAAUACAUUUAAAGAAGUGUUUCUCAUCGACCAACGGAAUAAAGCAGAAAGAAAAAGGAUCUCUUAACGGACAGUCUCCUCUUUGGGAGCGAAGCCUGAAUAACGGUUGUGGGACAAUGCUUUAUUAACACUACACAGGAUUGUCCAAAGAAGUAUGGACUCACUGAUACAGGAGGAUGUGAAACCCAACCUCAGCUUCACUAAUGGAAUAAUCUGCUCUCAAAUCUAUUACCUAUCAGGAAACAACAUGUUUUAUAUGCUAUACUUCAGUGACGCAUGUUUACAAUAAAUCUGCACAAUGAUAUAUGUUGCUUGUACCAGUUUACCAAUUAGCGUGGCUUCUUUUGCACUUUGGUACCACAACAAAUUAAUGUUGUAAUACCACAUGUAUAUAACAAUCUGUCUUUAUAUAGAACAGACAUUGCACUGUGGUAGUUCUUAUGAAAUCAAAACAUAUUUAAAAUGUGUACCAAAAACUAAGUUAUUUUUUUAAACUGCAUAAUGUCAAACAAUAUUGUAUUAUUGGUAUCACACAUUAAUAGAACAAUAAACACAUCUGAAAUUGGCAGUGAAAUGAACAAUGAAUGAAGGCCAAAGUGAGCCAUUUCUAAUCAGUGCCGCAUCCUCUUGAUCUUGUUUGGCUGCAUGUUCAACGUUCUUUGGCUGUGCACUCAUUUCAUCUUUUCCUGUGCUCAAGCUCUAAUUUGUUACUCCUACUUUGCCUUUAGUUCUAACUCCCUCGGUUGAACAUCCACGGGCCUCACGCCACUACCCGUAGCACUCUUAUCAUCAGUCCUCCACCAAUCAGCACUUUGACUACUGCUUUUGGAUUGGCUGAUGCCACUUUGAUGUCAUAAUUCUUAGCGAUGAUGCGCAGAUUCACCUUCGUACAUGUAUCUAUCUCCCACGUAGGGUUUUCCACAAAUGCUUCCAACGAGCCUGUGUGAUUUUGCAACUUAUAAAAUGAUUCCACUAGUCUUAUAACCCAUUAGGGUGGAUGUCAGUGACAGCAACUCUACCACAAGUGUAUUUUGAACACUCAAAUAUCUGAGCACAUCAGAGCCUCACAGUCGGAGAUUAGAGCAACUAUCACAGGAAACAAAAUCCCGGCCGAGCCCCCUUUCUGUUAAGUUCCCCAGCAAGAAACCAAAACAUUUCACUCAAACAGAAGGAGGAACUAACAAAGAGUCACUAACAACCAAAACAAAAGGGAAGCGGGGAUGAUCAUCUAAAAUAUUGUUUUUAGGAAUAUCUAAUAGUGAGCGUCAACUGACGGUGUUAAUCCUUCACAUUUCUCAAGACAACUAGAGCACUGGGCCAGCACAGGUGAAACACCUUCUGACGAAAGAGAUGGACAAGCCAGCACAGGUGAAACACCUUCCCACUAAAGAGAUGGACAAGCCACCACAGGUGAAACACAUACUGACUAAAGAGAUGGACAUGUCAGCACAGGUGAAACACAUACUGACUAAAGAGAUGGACAAGUCAGCACAGGUGAAACACAUACUGAUUAAAGAGAUGGACAAGUCAGCACAGGUGUAACAUACUGACUAACGAUGAGACACCAAUCGGUGCGCCUCACGUGCUGACACGUUAACGUCCAACCUCUAAAUAUAAAUGGAAAAACCAAAGCCUGUAACAGGUCAGUUAUGGAUGGAUGUGUAGGUUCAGAAUUUGUUGUUGGCAUGUCAUGCCUAAGUUCACUAAUCAUGCCAAUAAAAAAAUAAUCAAAUUA